Messenger RNA from Encephalitozoon hellem ATCC 50504, 1122 nucleotides. RefSeq names its product alpha/beta hydrolase domain-containing protein. The transcript has a single exon. Gene Ontology annotation, molecular function: short-chain carboxylesterase activity; monoacylglycerol lipase activity. NCBI's taxonomy places the organism in Eukaryota, Fungi, Microsporidia, Unikaryonidae. Bases 1 to 1122 code for a protein of 373 amino acids. The record is from RefSeq and is a predicted model, not a curated record.
AUGGAAAGGAUGAUGCAAGAAAUAGUGCAGUGCAUGCUUGGUGCAAUUGUAAGAAAUAAUGCAAUCCAGAUGAUUAUCCUUUAUUUAGUGUUUUAUUUCACCAGGUGUGCAAGGCGUCCAGAUGUGUUUUAUAGUGGAAGUAAAAAGGAUUCUAUUAUUAAGAUGUCAAGCCUUCACAAAAACUAUUACCCCCUCUUUUUUGCACCGUUUGGAACUGUUCAAACCAUUCUCCAGUUGUUUCGAAGGUCCAUUAUUCUUCCGGGAAGAACAAGCCUCCGGAUAGAAGUACCUCACAAUGGGCACAUCCUGCUUGACCUUGUGGAGACUGACAGAAUGGCUGAGAAGAACGCCCUGCUGGUUCAUGGAUUCAAUGGGUCUGGAGACUCGACUUAUAUCAAGGGACUCACAGGACACCUUUCAAAGGAAGGAUAUAGAGUCUUCUGCUUCAAUGCAAGGGGAAUCAAGUCCAAGCUCAACAGCCCGGUGUUCUUUCACAUAGGAUGGACCGUGGACUUGAAGGCAACUGUUGAGUUUAUCCUCUGCAACUAUCCUGGAACACUAGAGAUAUUUGGAUUCAGCAUGGGUGCCAGCUGGGUGACAAAGUUCUUUGGGGAGGAGAAGCUUGAUCCCAGGAUAGUUAAGGGAGGGGCAGUGUGCCUUCCAUUUGACUUCUUCAAGAUAGGGAUCCACUUUCAGAAGAAUCCCUACACCAGGUUCUUCAACAGGCUGUUGGCAAUGAACUUCAUAAAAUAUAUGAACAGCAACAAAGAGGUGUUUAAGAGCGCGGGGUAUGACGUGGAUGUGAUAAGGAAAUGCAGCAGUGUUCAGCAAAUAGACAUGAUGGUGACAACAAAGAUCUUUGACAUCAAGGAUGUCAACGAGUACUACAAGAACCAGUCAUGUGUGAACUAUAUUGAAAACAUAGGUGUUCCCUUCAUCAUACUCAACACAUAUGAUGAUCCGGUUAUUCCUGCAUUUUCUAUAGACAAGGAAAUGUGCUUAAGAAACAAAAACAUACUGCUAGUAAUAGCUCACAAAGGAGGCCAUCUAGGCUUUCUGUCCAACAGACUCGAUAGAACCUGGGCAGAGGACGUUUUGAUAGACUUUAUUAAGAACUUCUAA